AUGCUGCUCGAUGAGCAGCUUUUCGUCGCCGAGUUCGCAGCAAAAUCAAUAACUGAACGCUGCCAAGCUGGACAAAGAACAUUCGCUGAACGAGACCUUAUUGUCGUAGAUACACCUGGUCUUUUUGAUACUGCACGAGAUGAAUUGUGGAUCCAACGAGAAGUCACUGCUUGCAUUCAGGCAGUAAUGUCUGGGGUGCAUGCUUUUCUUCUAUGUAUCCGCUGCGAUACUCGCUACACACGCGAAGAAAAGGACGCCAUUCAAUGGAUAAAAUAUAUGUUUGGAGAGCAAGCGUUGGCCUUUUGUAUUGUUGUGUUCACUCACGAAGAUGCUAUUCAUCAAAUUGAUAAAAGUGCAGAUGAAUGUCUUGCAGACUUUCUUCAGGAAGGUGCCACAAAUGAUCUGCAUGCGCUAUUGACUUCAUGCGGCAAUCGCUAUUGUGCUGUAAGUAAUACACAAGAUCAGCAGACGCAAAGUUCCUACACAGAACGAAUUAUCGAAAUAAUCGAUGGUUUGGAUGGUAAAAUGUAUACUAACGACCUAUUUGAACUUGUGAAGCGCGCUAUUCGCCGAAGCAAAGAGUCCCACGGCGAAUUUAGACUGGUCGAGCCGAAUGGUCAGAUUAAUGUGCCACCAGAUGCUGAAAAAGCCGCCCGCGAAUAUUUUCGAAAAUCUCGAGGACGAUCAAUUCGCCGAUAA
Molecule: messenger RNA, 699 nt
Organism: Adineta steineri
Lineage: Eukaryota; Metazoa; Rotifera; Eurotatoria; Adinetida; Adinetidae
Source: the annotation of a GenBank genome assembly